UUAAAAGCUGCCACCGUAUAAAGAAUUUUCUUAAACAAAAUUGAACAAUUUUACUAUUACAGCCAAAUAACUAGAUUAAAGGGUGCGAGACGGGAUUUGUUUAUCCUUUUCACCCAUGCCAUAACACAGUAUGGUUUAACCCGACACUACCAUUCCCGGAUGAGAGCGAGUAUCGUAAAGUCAUUAUCCGUUCUGAAUACUGGAGAAAUCUUGAUUAGCCAACAUUUUUAUUUACCCAAAAACGUCAUUGUGCUCUUAGAUGGCUGUUGAAAUUUCAUGUAUCUGUUACAAUCUUAGGUAUAGUUAACGUUUCACAUCCCUCGUCCAACAAUGGUAUUUUCCAUCAUGGAUGCCACUCGCUGACGUUUAUCCCAAUAUAGUCAGGCGUCAGUUACCCGUCACCAUGAGCGAGCUGAAGGACUGCCCCCCUCUGAAGUACUAUGACUUCAAGCCAGUGGAGCACGUCAAGGUGUGUCCCCGGUACACUGCUGUGCUGGGCCGCUCGGAGGACGACGGCAUUGGAAUCGAGGAGCUGGACACUUUGCAGCUGGAGUUGGAGACGCUCUUGUCCUCGGCCAACCGGCGCCUCCGAGCUCUGGAGGAGCAGAGACAGAUCCUCACAGACUGGCAGGACAAAAAGGGAGACAAGCGGUUCCUGAAGCUGGGGAAAGACCCGGACCCUGCUGCGUCAUCUCGCCACAAACCAAAGAAGCAGAAACUAGAUGGCAAGAGUAGUCAUGCGCCAGGUCCGGGCCCGGGCAGACCAAAAUCCAAAAACCUGCAACCAAAAGUCCAAGAAUAUGAAUUUACAGAUGACACCCAAGACAUUCCCCGCACUCCUAAAAAUGAUGCUCCCAACAGGUUCUGGGCAUCUGUUGAGCCGUACUGUGCUGACAUAACAAACGAAGAGAUCCGGUUGCUGGAGGAACUUCUAAAACCCCCAGAUGAUGAAGCGGAGUACUUUAAAAUUCCAGCUUUAGGGAAACACUACUCACAGCGGUGGGCUCAGGAGGAUCUGCUGGAGGAGCAAAGAGAAGGAGCUCGGGCCAAUGACAAGAAGAAGAGUAUUUUGGGAGGUCCGCUGUCUGAACUUGAUGCAAAAGAUGUGGACUCUUUGCUGAAAAAGUCCGAGUCCCAACACGAGUCUCCAGAAGACGGCUGCCCCUUCGGUCCGCUCACUCAACGUCUGCUCCAGGCUCUCGUGGAGGAGAACAUCAUCUCCCCCAUGGAAGAUUCUCCUAUCCCAGACAUCUCAGGGAAGGAUGCCAAUGAUGGCGCUGGGACCUCUCCUCGAAGCCAAGGAAAAGCUUUUAGUGCUCCUCACACACGCUCUCUGGAAGCUCGGAUCAAAGAGGAGCUGAUCGCUCAGGGACUCCUGGACUCUGAGGAGCGUCCCGGUCCAGGAGGAGACUGCGAGGACGAGGUCCUGGUGGAGCUCCAGAAGAGGCAGGCGGAGCUGAAAGCCCUGAUUGCUCACAACAGAGCUCGCAAGCAGGAGCUGCUCAGGUUGGCAAAAGAGGAGAUGCACAAGCAGGAGCUGAGGCAGAGAGUCAGGGUGUCCGACAACGAGGUCAUGGAGGGAUUUCGGCGAAUCAUGGCAGCCAGACAAAAGAAGCGUACGCCGACCAAGAAGGAGAAAGACCAAGCCUGGAAAGCUCUGAAGGAGCGGGAAAGCAUACUCAAGUUACUGGAUGGAUGAAGAAGACCCAAAAUGGGAGGAAGAAUGUUUCCACUCCAGUCACACACGCUGCUGCAUCUGGAACUCGUGAAGAUGGAGGUCCUUGCAGGCGGCUGAUCAGCAUCUCUCUGGUACUUGGUACUCAAUGGUUCAAUUCGUUAUUCAUCACACUUUUUGUUACAUUGGUUUUUUAUGUUGCCUUUUUUCUUUGCUGUUGUUAUGUCUUGAAAACAGUGUUUGUAUAAAUACCAAUUAAAGGCUGUUGUUGUA
Messenger RNA from Doryrhamphus excisus (bluestripe pipefish), 1948 nucleotides. It is a transcript of the gene tada3l, whose product is annotated as transcriptional adaptor 3 (NGG1 homolog, yeast)-like. NCBI's taxonomy places the organism in Eukaryota, Metazoa, Chordata, Actinopteri, Syngnathiformes, Syngnathidae. The record is from RefSeq and is a predicted model, not a curated record. Gene Ontology annotation, cellular component: SAGA complex. Gene Ontology annotation, molecular function: transcription coactivator activity. Gene Ontology annotation, biological process: regulation of transcription by RNA polymerase II.